This is a messenger RNA of Hypanus sabinus (Atlantic stingray), 1876 nucleotides long. RefSeq names its product vacuolar protein sorting-associated protein 4A. The record is from RefSeq and is a predicted model, not a curated record. Lineage: Eukaryota; Metazoa; Chordata; Chondrichthyes; Myliobatiformes; Dasyatidae. The transcript has 11 exons. Gene Ontology annotation, molecular function: ATP hydrolysis activity; ATP binding. Gene Ontology annotation, biological process: endosomal transport; vacuole organization. The coding region runs from base 221 to 1537 and encodes 438 amino acids.
UCACGGUGUUGCUCCGCUCGCCGCCAUUUUGUCGGCUCGGUCUGGGAGUGGCCACCGGGCGAGGCCGAGGCUUGGGGCCCAGCGCGGGUGAAGAGCCGAGACCGAGGCCGAAGCUCUGGGCCCAGCGCUGGUGAGCACCGGGCGAGGUCGAGUGGCAGCAUUAGCGGGCGUGAGCCCGGCCGAGAGCGGCACUCAGGGGCUGAGCGCCCGGAGAUGUGAGAUGUCAGCGCCCAACACCCUCCAGAAAGCAAUUGACCUUGUAACUAAAGCCACAGAAGAAGACAAAGCUAAGAAUUAUGACGAGGCAUUGAGACUGUAUCAACAUGCAGUAGAAUACUUCUUGCAUGCCAUUAAAUAUGAGGCUCAUGGAGAAAAGGCGAAAGAGAGUAUUCGAGCGAAAUGUGUUCAGUACCUGGACAGAGCAGAGAAAUUGAAGGAGUAUUUAAAAAACAAAGACAAGCAUGGCAAAAAGCCAGUGAAAGAAUCACAGCAAAAUGACAAGGGGAGUGACAGCGACAGUGAAGGAGAAAAUCCUGAGAAGAAGAAAUUGCAGGAGCAGCUGAUGGGUGCUAUUGUGAUGGAAAAGCCCAAUGUACGAUGGAAUGAUGUGGCAGGAUUGGAAGUGGCAAAGGAGGCAUUGAAGGAAGCGGUGAUAUUACCCAUCAAGUUCCCUCACCUAUUCACUGGUAAAAGAACACCUUGGCGUGGAAUCUUGCUGUUUGGCCCUCCAGGUACAGGAAAAUCCUACCUGGCCAAAGCUGUAGCAACAGAGGCCAAUAACUCCACAUUCUUCUCUGUGUCUUCAUCUGACCUCAUGUCAAAGUGGUUAGGAGAAAGUGAGAAGCUUGUGAAGAAUCUGUUUGAGUUGGCCCGACAGCAUAAACCCUCCAUUAUAUUUAUUGAUGAGGUUGAUUCCCUUUGUGGAUCGAGGAAUGAAAAUGAGAGUGAAGCAGCCAGGCGCAUCAAAACAGAAUUUUUGGUCCAGAUGCAAGGUGUUGGGAAUAGCAGUGAUGGAAUCUUGGUUCUAGGAGCCACAAACAUCCCGUGGGUGCUGGAUUCUGCCAUUCGAAGGAGAUUUGAGAAACGGAUUUAUAUCCCAUUGCCAGAGGAGCCAGCAAGAAUCCACAUGUUUAAGAUACACCUAGGCACGACCCCACACUGCCUCACAGAGCCAGACUUCAGAGAACUGGGCAGAAAAACAGAAGGAUAUUCUGGAGCAGACAUCUGCAUUAUUGUACGCGAUGCACUAAUGCAGCCAGUGAGGAAAGUACAAUCGGCAACCCAUUUUAAAAAGAUGAAAGGUCCAUCCAGAACAAACCCAAAUGUGAUGGUGGAUGACCUUUUGACACCCUGUUCUCCUGGGGACCCAGCUGCCGUUGAGAUGACCUGGGUGGAUGUUCCCAGUGAUAAGCUGCUGGAGCCUGUGGUUUGCAUGGCUGACAUGCUCCGUUCUCUGGCAACCACUCGACCUACUGUCAAUGCUGAGGACCUUCACAAGGUGAAGAAAUUUACAGAAGAUUUUGGGCAGGAAGGCUGAAUCUUCACUUAAACUGAAUCUUCCAGUUGAUUCCUGUUGAUGAAAGCGAGCAAAAUUGUCUGCCUGAGAGUGACAACUAGCUUCAGGUGCAAUUGCCACAAGAUUUGGGGGGGGGGGGGAGGGGGAGGCUCACCAUUGCUGCCAUUUCACCAGCUGCCGUGUUUGUUUUGCUGAAAACAGUGCCGUUCAUUGGGUUCUGGCAGCAAAGUCCCCGCAUGCACUAUCAUAGUUCUGAAAUGCCCUUUGUACUGACUUUUCCCAAUUCUGUAAAGGUUCAGAAAUUUACUUUUAUUAAAUGAUUGAGAGCCUUAAAAUAAAACCAUUUCUUGCUGCUCCCUA